Molecule: messenger RNA, 1528 nt
Organism: Drosophila busckii
Lineage: Eukaryota; Metazoa; Arthropoda; Insecta; Diptera; Drosophilidae
Gene: Mnr
Product: glycine-rich cell wall structural protein 1.0
Source: RefSeq, a predicted model, not a curated record
CAGCAGCCAAAGGAGCGCAGCAGCAACAUCAUCGUCAUAAUAAGUAAUAUUGUCUAAUGGGCGUGGCACGCCUUACAGCAGUGCUGCUAGUGCUUGGCGCACUAUUGCAGCUGAGCCAUGUGGAUGCCUACUCCAAGUACGGACGUGGGUGCGGCGACAUUGGCUGCCUGCCCAGCGAGGAGUGCGUCAUCACCAGCGACUCGUGCAGCUACAAUCAGCGCGAUGGCAAGGACUGCGGCAGUUAUCCGACCUGCAAGCGCAAGAGCGGCGGCGGCAGCAACAAUCAGGCUAAUCCCGCUGCGCCGUCAGUUAAUCCGUCAGUGAGCCACAGCGAUACGCACAACUCGAACGCGCCCAGCGCUCCGCUGCCGGAUGCGGCGGCUGGCGGUGCUUAUGGUGCUGGUGGCGGUGGCGGCAACGGCGCUGCUGGUGGAUAUGGUGGUGGCUUCUCGGCUGGCGGUCAUUCUCUCUAUCCCUCACUUCCAACAAACAACGGCGGCGGUGGUGCUCCAGCCUAUAAUCCCUACGGUGGCUAUGCUCCUCCAGCUGGCGGCUAUCAGCCGGCGCCAGGCGGCUAUCAACCCGCUCCAGGCGGCUAUCAACCCGCUCCUGGUGGCUAUCCCGGUGGCUAUCAGCCGCAGCCUGGCUACACGCCGCCUGCGCCUGGCUAUGAAAAUGGCGGCGGCGGCGGCGGCGGUGCACAGAAGCCAAAGGACAAGCAGGGCGGCGGCUUCUUCUCCAACUUCUUCUCCAAUCCAGCGGUGAGCCAAGCGGUAAGCGGCAUUAUUGCUGGACAGAUUGCCAAGCAGCUGCAAGGCGGUGGUGCAAAUGGUGGCGGCGGCGGCGGUGGUGCUGCCCAGCAGCCCUAUCAGCCCAGCGGUGGUUACAGCUCGGGUGGAGGCGGCGGCGGCGGUGGCGGUGGCGGUGGCGGCUCUUCUAGCGGCAUUGGCAGUCUGCUUGGUGGUUUGCUCUCUGGCGGCGGCGGCGGCGCUGGUGGGGCCGGCGGUGGCAGCAGCGCCAGCAGCUUCUUGGGCAGUUUGCUCUCUGGCGGCGGCGGUGGCGGCAACGCUGCUGCUGGCGGCGGCGGCGGCAGCUUGAGCGAAAUCUUCAACUCGAAGAACUUUGGUGGACUCUUCAGCGAGAAUCCGUCGGCGCGUGGUGGCAACAGCAACGACAACUACAACUCGAAUGGCGGCGCCAAGAGCUACCCAACUCAGCAAUAUGGCAAAUAAACUUUUUUUUUCAACUAUAUAUAGCUAUAUAUAGCUUUUAAAUCAAAUCAAAUCAACAUACAUAACUCGUAAUCAAAUUUCGGAGGGUUUUCAAUCGUAGCGAGCAGAACAAAAUAUGACAGACAUAAGCUAAACUAUAUACUAUGAUUAUAACAAUAGCAGCCAUGCAUAUAUACACAUGCACAUAUAUAUGUGUGUAUGUGUGUGUGUGUGUGUGUAAUUUGAAAUGCAAUUUAAUUUGUACAUAGUUGAGAAUUGAGAAAAUAUAAAACAUAAGCAUUGAGCCCUGUCUACAA